AUGUCCGAUAAGAGUGCAAGUGACAACUGUAGGCUUUGUGGAGUUUCCUUCAAAAUUCAGUUCGGAAAUCUCCCCAAGCAAAGGCACUCUUCAUCAGAAAAUAUUUUCAAACCUUCGAAACGGAAGGAGUGUUUUGUAGUUGUUUUGAGCGAAAUUUUUCGUCAAGUUGGAUUUCCCUUGGUGCAAGAUAGCUCGAGAUUUUCAGAUCGUGUUUGCAACCCAUGUGGCCGUAAGAUUCGAAAUUUAGGCCAAUUGUACCACUUUGUCAAGAAAGCGACUGCAACGAAGUCUACUCCAGUGAAAACUAGCAAAAGAAACCUUGACACGCCAGAUAAAGCUAUUCCACUGUAG
Pocillopora meandrina is the source of this 351-nucleotide messenger RNA. NCBI's taxonomy places the organism in Eukaryota, Metazoa, Cnidaria, Anthozoa, Scleractinia, Pocilloporidae. The record is from the annotation of a GenBank genome assembly.